AUGGGAGAGUGUAAUGCGGUCCAUGUACCAGUGGACCCGGGACUAAAGCUCUCUAGAUCACCCAAAGAGGAAGCAGUCAACCAUAAGGAGUUUCAAAGGAACAUAGGAUGCUUGCAGUAUUUGAUCCAUACUCGGCUGGAUCUCGCCCAAAACAAGAGAUCCUCGCAUUACCUUCGUGUGAAGCGGAGUUCAUGGCAGCUACAGAGACAGCAAAACAAGCUAUCUGGUUGCAAGAUCUACUUAAAGAUAUCACGGAAGGAGAGUCAGAAAAAGGCGGUCAUACGCAUUGAUAAAAAGUCAGCCAUUGCAUUGACUAAAAACCCGGUGUUUCAUGGUCGUAGUAAGCACAUUCGUUCAAGGUUUCAUUUCAUAAGAGAAUGUUUUGAAGAUGGACUAGUAACCUAA
Molecule: messenger RNA, 405 nt
Organism: Brassica napus (rape)
Lineage: Eukaryota; Viridiplantae; Streptophyta; Magnoliopsida; Brassicales; Brassicaceae
Exons: 2
Coding region: 1-405 (134 amino acids)
Source: RefSeq, a predicted model, not a curated record